This is a messenger RNA of Hyla sarda, 2130 nucleotides long. RefSeq names its product THAP domain-containing protein 5-like. The transcript is spliced from 4 exons. The record is from RefSeq and is a predicted model, not a curated record. Lineage: Eukaryota; Metazoa; Chordata; Amphibia; Anura; Hylidae. The coding region runs from base 125 to 1498 and encodes 457 amino acids.
CCUCGUCCAAGAUGGCCGCCUAGCACGGGUUCGCCGUCGCGUAAGUUCCUAGCGUAGCUGAAUGACGUCACGGGGGCUACGGGAAAACGUCAUUUAUUAGAGCAGGAGGACAAGAGCCAGAACGAUGCCGAAGAGCUGCGUGGUCCCGGAAUGUAGACGAGCGGAGACGGGCAGGGAAAGUUAUUAUAAGUUUCCAUUACAUGACAAAGUGCGUCUCAAACAAUGGCUGACCAACAUGAACAUGGAAAACUUCUUCCCCACCAAAAACCAAUAUCUAUGCAGCAAACACUUCAAGCCGUCUUGUUUCCAGAUACGGUGGGGGGUCCGCUACCUCAGACAUGACGCUGUGCCCACCAACUUCUCCUCCUCCAGCCCGAGUAAAGGACAAGUGACGAAGUCCAGAACACUGAACGCCGUGCAGAAUGUAGGUUCUGAAGUCUGCAUGUCCACAGUCCCACCUUUCGUUAUUGGCAAUGGCCAGGUUCUUCCAGACACUCUGACGAUUGCACUGGAUCCAAAUUCAUCCACCGGUCAGAUAGCCAUAGACGGAGCCGAACUUGUGGUGAAAAAUACAGACCCCACUGCACUCAUGGGAGCAGUGAAUAUUCUGCCACUGGUUCACUUUGUUGAGUCCUUUGAUGGGUUGUCCUUGGCUCUGGCACCAUCUCAAGGCUUCCAGUCUUUAGCUUUACCUAUUGUGUCGGGAGAACACCAGAUACAGCCGAUCCCUUUGGUGGAACAAGUUGGCUUCCUGUCUGAAGAACACAUCGCAACGACAACAUUACAGCACAACUAUUAUGGUGGUCAAGUUUUACAGUCUGUUGGAGAGGCAGUCCCUGCAGUCAUUGAGAUAGCCGGCGUGUCUGAUCCCGGUGCUUUGGUCAUGGAGAACAUCUCAAUCGAGCCCUUUUUUGAAGCAGGGUUACCCACGCCACCCCCCGUCACGAUGAGCUCCGAGGAUGUGAUGUCCUAUUUAGAAACUAUGCAGACCGCCACGCUUGUUCCUGUAAUGUCGUCUGGUCCUCUGCCACCCAUGAUACCUUCGCAAGAGACCAUAUUGUCAAGCUCUACAGACAGGCCCAUAGCUUCCACUGUUCCCAUCGUGUCAAAACGCAACACUGAGGCAUCAUCGGCUGAUGGGCCACAAGUGAUCAGCCUGGAACCGUCAGACGGUGUCACCGAGACGUUGUCAACCGCUCAGCUGGUGUCUGUCGUGAUGAACUUGCAGAAGAAAGUAUCGUCUCUUCAGCAGCGGCACCAGAAGCACUGCUCCAAGCUGGAGGUCAUGGAAGGGGUUGUGGACCAGCUGAAAAAUGAGAAUUUGAUAGCAGAUGACAAGGUGAACUUUAUGGAACUGGCCUGUCUGAACGCCGCCCCUGUACAGACUGAAGAAACUGAGACAAUCGCAAUUGUCUGUGAAGACGCGGACCGAACCUUGCUGUACGCUCUGCCCCUCCAGGGCGAAAACCGGACAAUCCUUCACGUAACCAAGCAGUGACUGGAUGUUCCCAUUUAAGCUUCCGCCAUAAGUCAGUUCAUUAGAUCUCCAGCCUGUGUACUGGCGGGAGGACCCAUCUUAUCAUAAGGAAAUGAUGUAUAGGGUUUUUCAUUUAAGAAUUCUAUUUAUAUACCCUUUUUUUUUUUUUUUUUUUGCACUGAUUUGUCCCCAUAAACCGGUGAUACAGGGAGGGGAGGUGAUGCUGGAUGUUAUGUCUGUGGAUGCUUCAAUAGGAGGCUCUUCUGCUUUGGAGAACUUCCCGCUACUGGUGGCGGCGCUUGCAGUGCGCGCGCACAGCGUUUGGAACUAAAUGUUCCGAACGCUGGCCAGUGGUGUAUCCCUUUAAGAGGCAACCCCAGGAGCCAAGAUCCCCCACAAUCCCAAAAAAAUGAAGACGUCACAGCAAUAUAGUAAAAAUUUACAGGUACACGUACCGCUUAAAGGAUUUGGCUUUUAUGUCAUUGCCUCUAAAGUAUUAUGUAAGGAUGAGGCCUAAUGGCUUUUUCGGACAUGGAGGCUGGGUUCACAUCUUGUAACAAGGACUACACUAUGUGAGUCAGCCAUACACUGCUGUUUUGCUGCAAAACUGCACAGCCGUUAAUGCAGUGUUUCCCAACUGGGGUGCCUCCAGC